This is a messenger RNA of Lymnaea stagnalis (great pond snail), 7612 nucleotides long. Lineage: Eukaryota; Metazoa; Mollusca; Gastropoda; Lymnaeidae. The record is from the annotation of a GenBank genome assembly.
AGGAGACUCAGCGCCAAACCGCCCAACAGCAUGCUUGUUGUCGAGAUCCUUCUGCUGAGUUUAUGUCUAUGCUUGAUAUCAUCGCCAUUAGGACUUGAGAGCAAGAGAUGCACGCUUGGGUGAGUUCAAAGUUCAACGUGUCACGUUUGUAUUUGUGGAGGAAAAGGUUCCGAGCUGAUGUUAUCCCCCCCCCCCAAAAAAAAAAAUAAAUAAAUAAAUAAAUAAAUAAAUGGGUGAAUAAGGAUAAUAAUUAUUAGUUCUCAUCUCCGAAUGCUGAUUGGUUGAAGGACCCUCUUGUGGUGGCUAUCCUAUGUGACAUCCCAAAUUCCUCUGGGGAUGGAUGCAGUGCUGUGCAAUGACAUAGGAAAAGUGGUGCGGAGGGGGCGGUCCGUUCCGGGCGGUACUUGUUGUCUUUUUAUGUGGCAGGGGUGGGGCCAUUUUCGGCCAAAUGAAGAGUGGUUUUCUUGGAAGUGGGCGGCAAAACUCUUGGCCAGCCCCAGGGCGGCACACAUCAUAUCGGUGUGUCUUGCAAUAUGAAAGGGAUCCUUGGUUUGAGGGCAUUACAGAGAUAUCUUUACAUACUCUAUGAGCACAAGAUUCGGGGGCUUAGCCCUUAAUGAGUCAAGAUUUUUCCACCCCCACAACACACCCAAAAAAAAAAAAAAAAAAAAAAAAAUACAGCAGCUCUGUCAAUCGCCAAUCAAUAUAUUGAAAAAAGUGACGCCUGGCAUGGAAAUCCUCCCCGACUCUCUCUCUCUCUCUCUGGCCACAUCCUCUUAUGACUCUUGUUACAUGAUAUUAUUCUUGGCUUUGACAGUGAGAAAAAUCAACGAAAUAUCUUUAAAGUGUUUCAGGUCCAUUUUAUAUUUAGCAUGUCCAUUUCAAGAGACGUAAUCUAAUCUUUGUCGUCCCCUCGCCCCCCCCCCCCCCCCAAACAACCAGGGACCAGUGCCACUUCAACCAGCCCAUGUGUGGCAUGUGUGGAAAGCCCAUCAACGUGACCCUGAAGGCCAAGAACCGCCUCCAGCCUCCCAUGUUUACCAUCACCGCCAUCCUUGAGAACGUCCCUCAGCGACAACUGCUGUACUUCCUCGAGGAUGCAGCCAACCAAGUCAGCACUUUCAAGUAGGGCUGUUAUUUUGUGUGUCGUAUCUAGAGACCGACCGAAAGUGAUUUUCUGAUUUCGGCCGAAGCCGAAAAUAGGCCAAAAGUUUAAAAUGACUCUCGGCCGAAACCGAAAAAAGGCCGAAAGUUUAAAAAUGACUUUCGGCCGAAACCGAAAAAAGGCCGAACGUUAAACAUGAAUUUUGGCCUAAACGGAAGCCGAAACGGAAGCCGAAACCGAAGCCGAAACCGAAAAUGAAAUAUUAAGAUAUUUUGAAAUUCGUUCCGGCAUACAUUCUGCUUACAUCGAAAAUGAUGUGGGAAAGUAUAAAUAUUUACAUUCUUUUUAUAAAAAUGAGAUAAUGGUAAAUAUUAAUAAAUAAACAUCUAAUUUAGGGGUCUCAAACUCGCGGCCAGCGAGCCAUUUGUGACCCGCAAGACGAUAUUUUGCGGCCCGCUACAAGACAGAAAAGUUUAGUGUAAAUGCGCCGGCCCGUUUCCCCCAUUCUCAUAUCUAUAACGUGACUCUCCACGACAGUUUCAGUCGAUCUCACCGACUAAUCUAAUUCUGAUUUUUUUUUUUAACGUCUCUAUAUAUUUUUGUAUGCCAGGUCUCUGGCAACAGUGAGUAGUUCUUAAGAUCCCUUAAUUAUUUCAUUGUUAUUUAUUUAUUUAUUUAUUUAGGCAUUUUUAUAUAGCGCUUAUCAUAAAGCUCUAAGCGCUUUACAAUUAUUAAAACAUGUAAACUAAGUAAAUACAAAUGGGACACUAGGAUAGUAACUACUAUUCUAUAGAAACAAUGAACAUGGCUAUAAAAAGAGGACACUUUGACACUUCAGGAUUAAACCGAAACAGAAAAUUAGGUAGGGCAAGGAGGGUGCAUCACAGGUCAUAGGCGGACCUAAACAGAUGAGUUUUAAGGACUUUUUGAAAAUGGACGAGGUUUCACUAUGACGUAUAUGGAAGGGGAGCUGGUUCCAGAACGUGGGCCCAUGGAAGCAGAAGGAGCGUUCACCGAUGGUCUUAGUUUUAGUUCUUGGGAUUGAGAGGGUUCUACUGUCAAUGGAUCCCCAUAAUUUGAGUUUGAUACCCUUGAUCUAAUGAAUACUUUGGAUUUUACCAUUUUAAUAUAAAAGUUAUUUAAAUUGCUUUACAAUUUUUUUCAAAUUUGUAUGGUAGGAUAAAAUUUGGCAAAAAUUGGGGAGGGGGGGGGAGGGGAAAUUAAUGCAAAAUAUUUUUUUUAAAACCGGGUCUCUAAAAAAUAUGGUUCUAAAAGAUCACUUAAUUUGUUUUUAAAGAUCGUUUAGUUGGUUUUUAUUGAUCGGUUAGUUUGUUCUUAAAGAUCGGUGAUUUUGUUCAUAAAGAUCGCUUAGAUUGUUCUAAAAUAUCGCUUAGUUUCAUCUUAUAGAUCGCUUAAUUUGUUCUUAAAGAUCACUUAGUUUGUUGUUAAAGAUCGCUUAGUUUGAUGUUAAAGACUUUUUAGUUUAUUCUUAAUGAUCGCUUAGUUUGUUGUUAAAGAUCGUUUAGUUUGUUGUUAAAGACCGUUUAGUUUGUUGUUAAAGAUCGCUUAGUUUGUUGUUAAAGAUCAUUUAGUUUGUUAUUAAAGAUCGCAUUAGUUUGUUGUUAAAGAUCGUCUAGUUUUUGUUAAUGAUAGCUUUAUUUGUUCUUAAAGAUCGCAUUAGUUUGUUGUUAAAGAUCGUCUAGUUUUUGUUAAAGGUAGCUUUAUUUGUUCUUAAAGAUCGUUUAGUUUGUUCAUAAAGAUCGCUUAGUUUGUUGUAAAUUCGCUUAGUUUUUUCAUAAAGAUCGCUUAGUUUGUUCUUAAAGAUCUUUCAGUUUGUUCCUAACGAACAUUUAGUCUUCUGUUAAGGAUCGCUUAGUUUAUUCUUAUAAGUCAUUAAAGAUCAUUUGUUUUGUUCUUAAAGAUCGUCUAGUUCGCUCUUAAAAAUCGUUUAGUUUGUUAUUAAAGAUCGCUUAGAUUGUUCUUAAAGAUCGCUUAGUUUGUUUUAAAGAUCGUUUAGUUUGUUUUUAAAUGUCACUUAGUUUGUUGUUAAAUAUCAUUUAGUUUGUUCUCAAAUAUCGCUUAAUUUGUUCUUAAAUGUCGCUUAGUUUGUUGUUAAAUAUUGCUUUUGCUUAGUAUUAAAUUAAAUAUUGCUUUUGCUUAGUAUUAAAUGACCGAAAACAUGAGUCAUUUUCGGCCGGAUGGCCGAAAGUCUAAGUCAAUUUCGGCCGAAACCGAAGAAAAGCCGAAAGUUAACUUUUCUCUUUCGGCCGAAACCGAAAUUAAGCCGAAAGUUAACUUUCCAGUUUCGGCCGAAACCGAAAAUUGGCCGAAAGGGAUAAAAUGGCCACUUUCGGCGCCGAAACCGAAGCCGAAAUUCGGUCGGCCUCUAGUCGUAUCUGACCUCUGUCUGUGUCGGGGUAGACGGUGGGUCACAAAGGGGGAUUCUGAGGGUCGGCCCUUAUCACCGUUGGUUGAAAAGACUUCACGUCUUCCAGCACGCGCGUCUAUAGGCAGUGAACACACACACAAACUCUGAGCAAUUAUUCGUGGGACGAAUAAUCUAUGUGGGGAAUGUUCUGUGUGUGAAGAAACCCGUUGGGGCCUAUUUCAUGUGUGAAGUCUUCGUGUGAGAAGUUAUCCUGGGGUGGAUUUUCGUGUGGGGAAGUUUCAAUUGAAAAUUUUCGUAUGGGGGAAUAAUCCAUUCCCCGCGCCUAUCAUAUCGCCGUAAAUGAAUCAGUGAGAGAUGUUUGCUUUGUUUUUGUUAAGAAAACUUCCACACAUACGUUGACUUCACGAUAGUGGAUUUUUUAUAUUUUUAUAUUAUUUUUUUUUUUAAAUUUCAAUUUCAAUGAUUUAUGAGCGGGUUUGGUUUGGGGAAAAAAAAGGGGGGGGGGCAAUGUUCCCUUUAAGCUACGCACAGCUAAUUUCCACUUAAGGGUGUGUUUGUGACUGUAGGCUGUAAAAUUUUGCGGACAAAAAAAUUGAUGCUGUAAAAAUGUGCACACAACUAUAUGAUUAUGCACGCGAACCAACAAACCUUAGAGGGAACAUGUCAAUGUUCCCUUUAAGCUACGCACAGCUAAUUUCCACUUAAGGGUGUGUUUGUGACUGUAGGCUGUAAAAUUUUGCGCACAAAAAAAUUGAUGCUGUAAAAAUGUGCAAACAACUUUAUGAUUAUGCACGCGAACCAACAAACCUUAGAGGGAACAUGGGGGGGGGAAGGGUAUUUGAAACUGAUAAAAUAACCUGCUGUUAUAUUAUGGCCUUUGUCUUAACCCACUUUCACUUCAAAGUAGAGCUAAAGAGUUGACAACUCCCUUCCCCCGUAUGUGUUUUGAAAUUGACGUCACCUAGUACUUACAUGUGCCGUGUCACUUCUUACCAACCCCUCCCUUGAAUGGGAAAAGCUUGUUUACGUUAGAAUGCGUUCUAUUUGUUCUAAAGAAUGUUAUCAUGUGACCCAAUUUCUAGAAUUUCUUUAGUGAAUGGUUCUGAUUGAAUCCCUAUAUUUAGGCCCGCAACUUUCCUAGCAGGGAGAGAUAUUUUUUUGCUACUUUCCCUGGACAUAUACGAGACGCUAUUUAAGUACAAGACUAUACGCUUCUUGUGUGAUUGUGUAAAAUAAUGUUUGUGUUUUUCAAGACUUUUACCUUUUUCACUUGCUGUGCUAUAAGUUGAUACAGUUUUUCCCCCUGUAUUUUUCAAUUGUGAAUAUUUAUAGAAAUUUAAUAGAAAAAUGAAAUAGGAUAUUGUCAGUAUCACUAGCCUCAGUAUGAUUUUCCUGUGUACUGGUUUAAGUCCUUUGCUACGUAUUGUUCAUUCUACCGGCCAAAUCUUAAAAACAGAUAAAAAUUUUAAAACCAUAACGGUGCGUAACUCGACACGUCGGUAUGUAACUCGUCUGCAGAGGCGUAGCGAAGGGGGGGGGACCAAUGUCCCCGGGCGCAAGCUAGUUAGGGGCGCCAAAAUGUGAUUUAAUAUUAUAUUAUGGGUAAAAAUAAUGGGUUUGAGAGUUGAAAAAAGAAAAGGGGGCGCGUUAAAAUGGAUCUUGUCCCCGGGCGCGAAUCUUGUCCCCGGGCGUCAAACACCCUCGCUACGCCUCUGCUCGUCUGUACUCUUUCUCGAAACACUGCAUGUUUUUGUUUUUUUUUGUUUUUUUUAAAUUCCUUUUUUAAAUUGAUGAAUGUGCAAUAGAUAGAUGGCGUUUAUUGAUGGUUACAGGAAAAGAGUGAAAGUUGAUAGGGUGCGUUGCAUUAAGUACAAGUUGACCUCUUCAUUAAAAAAAACGGGGGGGGGGGGCUAGCAGGGGGUGGGGGGAAGUACUUGUUCGUUUUUUAUUGACCUUAAUAUUUGUGUUUCAUUUCAGCAAUUUGCGUCAUUCCUGAAUCUCACAUGGCUCAUGUGUGCUUUUAUAUAUGGCUCAUGUGUGCUUUUAUAUAUGGCUCAUGUGUGCUUUUAUAUAUGGCUCAUGUGUGCUUUUAUAUAUGACUCAUGUGUGCUUUUAUAUAUAGCUCAUGUGUGCUUUUAUAUAUGGCUCAUGUGUGCUUUUAUAUAUAGCUCAUGUGUGCUUUUAUAUAAGGCUCAUGUGUGCUUUUAUAUAUGGCUCAUGUGUGCUUUUAUAUAUGGCUCAUGUGUGCUCCAGGGUUAUGAAAAUAUAAAUGUAAAUCAUAAAUACAAAUAAUAUGUAUUCUAACUUGAAAAACGAAUCGAUCAACUCAUUUUAUAUCCUUGUCAAAACAGUCAAACCGCACCUAAGUACUUUUUCUACUCUGCCCUUCAGACUUUCCCCCCUAGACUACAAGAAUUGACAAAACUUCACCUCAAUUGAAGAGUACAAUUUAAGCCACACACAUUUUUUUUUUCUCAUUAGGUUCAAAACGACCUAUUUUUCCGGUCUUGGUUACUAUAUCGAAUCGAUCAAUAAUGUGCCGGCGUCGAUCUCAAACAAUACCUACUGGCAAAUCAAUAGUGGUGGAAUACCUUUAGAUUGUGGUAAGUAAUUUCGGUAUUGAAUAGUGGCGGAAUACCUUUAGAUUGUGGUAGGUAAUGUAGUUUCAAAUAGUGGUUCAAUGCCUUUAGAUUGUGAUAGGUAAUCCAGUUUUUAAUUGCAAUGGAAUACCUUUAGAUGGUAGUAUUAUAGGUAAUCCAGUUUUGAAUAGUGGUGGAAUACCUUUAGAUUGUGUUAGGUAAUCCGGCUUUCAACAGUGGUGGAUUACUUUUAGCUCGUGUUAAGUAGCACAGCUUUCAGGGAUUAUUUUGCUUAAGGUGGUGUUAAGGGCUGGAUUUAAGAUCGCAGCUAUAUGAAAUGUGGAAGCCCAUUUGCGGCCAACAAAAAUCAACAGAAGAUAUCACAUCUGUAUACGAAACGUAGAUUUAGGGUCGGCAUGGGAUCAAAGAAAGUUUAUCCACAAAUCACUGCUUCUCAUGUCCAUCCAUGAUACCAUUAUAUUACCUCACAUGUCAUGUUUCAUUAAAACGAGUUUUCCAAAAUUUAGUAUUUAAAUCUUGAGUGCAAAAUAUUUGCAAUAGCAUUUGAACUACACGUCCUAGACCAGCGGUUCUCAACCCGUGGGUCGCGACCCCUUCGAGGGUCGAACGACGGUUACACAGGGGUCACCUAAGACCAACGGAAAACACAUACUUAUGAAGUAGCAACGAAAAUAAUUUGAUGGUUGGGGUGGGGAGGGGUCACCACAACUUGGGGAACUAUAUUAAAGGGUCGCGCCAUUAUGAAGGUUGAGAACCAUUGUCCUAGACCAACUGGCCCCUUUGACAAAUGUUUGUUGUCUCCAUCUCAGGUGUGUCCAACUAUGUUCCAGAGUGCGGUGAGACAAUUUUCUUUAAUUUCACAACCUACGGGGACGCCGACCACUUCUAAGAAGGGGAGAAGAAAGAAAAAAAAAGAAAGAAAAAAAAAAAAAAAAAAAAAACCAAAAAAAAAAAAUUAUUGUGUACCGGUAUUUCCAUUCGCCGAUCAAUAUCAGAUCUACGUUCCUCAAAACGAGCCUGGAAGAAAACCGGAUGUUUUAAUUGGAUCUUUUUUUUUUUUUAAGUAAACGUUAAGCAAUUAACUCCAGCUGUAAAGCAGCCCUGGCCUGUACUCCAACAUAAAAAAACAUGCUUUCAUAAAAAUGAUCAUUCUUGCUUUUUACAAUUUUUUAACUAGCAAGGAAUGGGUUUUUGUUUUUUUUCUACAUUUUUGGCCUGGGCUAUCCGUGAGUCGUAACCAUUAAGAUGUAAAGAACACUAAAUCAGCAAUGGUCAAUUUACCAAAGCUUGAGGACGUAAGACAAUUUACUGGCAUAGAUAAAUAUGGGAAACAACUUUUUUUUAAACGAAGAAGAAUUGACCCAAAUUAACAUCACGAUAUUGAUGUUAUUGUUAUUAUUAUUAUUAUUAUUAUUAUUUUGCUUCACACAACAUCAAAAAUAAUAUUUUAUUAAAGACACCAAUGACAACAAAAUCAUUUUAUGGUUUUAAACAUAGGAAUAUUUGAACAAUUUCAUG